This is a messenger RNA of Hypoxylon fragiforme, 582 nucleotides long. RefSeq names its product Fructosamine kinase-domain-containing protein. The record is from RefSeq and is a predicted model, not a curated record. Bases 1 to 582 code for a protein of 193 amino acids. The transcript has 4 exons. NCBI's taxonomy places the organism in Eukaryota, Fungi, Ascomycota, Sordariomycetes, Xylariales, Hypoxylaceae.
AUGAGUGUAUCAGUCGAGCUUGACCCUGCUAUUAUCAAAGUGUUGAACGAUAAGAAGAUCAUAGGUGUAGAGCAGCUUCAGGCAUCAGACCGGGCCUCUUCCCUCACUGUUAAGACGCAAGAUGCGAACGGCUAUACGAGGGACUACUUCCUCAAGGCUAGCGAGAAACUGGCCCAACACCAUCGGAAAAGCAAGUCGCCUAAUGGCUGUUUCGGGUUUCAUGUUACUACUUUCGAUGGGAAACUGCCUCUAAAUACGUUUAUCAUCAAGCUACUACGCGGCGUCUAUGAACUAGACACAGAGAUAAACGGCUUCUGGAAAGAUCUUGACCAUGUAAUGCAUAUAGCAUUCUCAAGACUUAUAUCUCGCCUGCUGGACCCCUUGACUGCCAACGGGCGUUCCAUCAAGCCAUGCCUCAUCCACGGCGACCUCGAACGGGUCGAUGAAUUUGACGACCGGAGUCGACUUUAUUCUGUCGAGACGCUUAUAAUCAACUCGGCUCACUUUCCCGGGAAGGAUACAAGACAACUAACCGUCAAGGAGCUGGAGUACCUCAUCAAGAAAUAUCUCGAUGUGGAUUGA